Molecule: messenger RNA, 3217 nt
Organism: Chelonia mydas (Green sea turtle)
Lineage: Eukaryota; Metazoa; Chordata; Testudines; Cheloniidae
Gene: RNF222
Product: ring finger protein 222
Exons: 4
Coding region: 392-1102 (236 amino acids)
Source: RefSeq, a predicted model, not a curated record
GGCCCAAACUGCGGCUGGCAAGCAGGUCUGUCCUAACCAAAGGAAUGUGUGCUCUGCUUAAUUUGCAUUGAAGCAGGAAACAGAGUCAUCAAGCUGCAAGGAAAACAAAGCUCAAACAGCACCAGGGAGGUCAGAUGUGGCAGGCCGUGGUCCUUGGACACAGGAGUUAUGGGUGGAGAAGCGAUUGAACUCUGGCCAUAGAUAAGAAACUGUUGCUCCAGGCAGCCAAAAGCCCAAAGCAGCUGAGAUUCUUGUGAAGAACAUUCUUCCAGAAAUGCCUCACCAGAACACCCUAAUAUAUAUAGCACUCCACAAUUGUCUCACCCAUCCAUGAGAGAAGGAGGGAUGGCUGCACCUUUCUCUCAGGGCCAGGCCACCGAAAGGAGGAGAGAUGGAGAAGACGGGAGGUGCGGAGCAUGUGAAUGACAUGACUGGGAUAUCUGAGACUCACACCAGCAAGGAGAAGCCCCUUGGUGAGUGCCCCGUGUGCUAUGAGAAAUUCCACCCGCUGGAGGCUGCCCAGAGGACACUGAGAUGUGGACACACCUUCUGCCACGACUGCCUGGUGAAGUGCUUGCUUUCCUCCAGGCUAGACGGGCAGGUCCAGAACAAUAUCAUCUGCCCUGUCUGCCGCUAUGUGACGUUCCUCAGCAAGAAGGUGACCCGCUGGCCUCCCAAACCAGGGGAGUCCCCCAAACCUGUGGAGCUGGCUCUCUCACCCUCCUUGUUGCCCCACCUAGCAAAGUCAGCACCAGACAACACCUUGGUGGUCCCCAGCCAUUUUGUGAUGCCAGUGCAGAGCUAUGGCAGGAGUGACAGCAUGAGUGGCAUCCCCAUGGACUCCAUGGCCAUGCCGGGCAGCCUGGCUCGGGAAGCCCAUGUCUUCAUGAUCAGUGAUCAUGGGAUGCCGCUGGUGGAGGAGAGCUGUAGGUCAGUGGUUAGGGGACAUGGCACAGAGGUGCCAGAGUCAGGGGCAUCCAUGAGUUCCCUUGGGAUGUGGUGCUUCCAGUCACCCAUUAUACUGGCUGUUCUCCUCAUCUUGACAGUUGCCCUGUUGGCGGCCGUGUUCCCUUGGGUCCUGUUGGUGAAGAGGAGUUUCUGAGCGGGACUGGAGAAUGCUCCAAACAGGACCCAGGCAGAGAGCUGUGCCUACAACCCAACACUCGCAGAGAUACCCAGUGCCCCCAGGUGAAUGCCCCCUUCUCUUGGGAAUAACCCAGGAUCCUUGGAUUGUCUGCAAUAUGGAAAUCCUGCAGGCGGCCAUGAUGCAAAUACCUGUGGGCUUGCUGGCCAGUGCUUGUGUGGGAGACCUCUGAGGAAUGCCCAGAGGCUGCAGGAAAUGGCGCCGUGACUUAGCAGGUGUUGCACUUCCUUCUGACUGAGGCGGUAAACUGGUGCCCCGGUGAGGGGCUGGGGGCCAUGCGCCAGAGUAAGUGGGCGGGUGGUGCUGAGACAGAGCUGGCAGAGGUGCCGCCUUGGAGCCAAGAGGCCAUGCCAAGGACUUGGACGCUUGUGAUAAACGCGUUCAGACACCAAGUCACAGGACAGAACGCUGCCCUAGUCACCGUAGAGGCACAAGAGGCACCGGCCUUGUUACGUUCGGUGUGAUUAUUUUGCAGUCCUAGAACAGUUGCCACUAAAGUGUCCGGGAUGUUGGUGGUGGACAAGGUCGCCUCAAUUAAACAUCCUCAGUGAUGUGAGUUUGUUAGUCUGUUUUCUCCCUAGUGGACGUUAUACCCGUAGCGCCCCAAGGUGCUCAGAUGUUGGCUCUGGCUGGUUCUGUGCAGUGGGGACAGGCAAAGCCCGUGGAGCUCUGGGAAUGCCAGCGACACCUUGCUGGGUUCCAGACUCGUUAAAGAGCGGGACUCAGCUCCCCGGUAACUUGAAGUCUUGAGGGUUUUCCUCAAAGAUAAUUCAAUUGAAAGAAAAGCCCUCUAGCUACAGGGCAGCCUGUGCCAUGGAGCCAGAUCCCCUCCCUGCCCCCCAAAGCUGGGCUGGCAGAGUCUGUAUCUCUGUAUGAAUCUCUCUGCUUGUCUCUGCUGCGCUGCCCCAGCCUCUGGGCCUGUGUGGCUCAGACUGACACCAUUCACCAGGUAACACCUGACCCCACGGCUCUCUCUGUCUGCUGUCUGCUCCAUUUCCCACCCUGGCUUCCUCCCUCUCUGCACCUCUGCUCCUUCUCUAGCAGCCUCUCCACUGGGGAAGGCAAACCCGCUAGCGUUUGGGAUCCAGCCGAACUGUUGAGCCCACGAGGGCGACACCAGCGGCACUGUCUGCAGACAGGCAGGGUGAGUUCUCAUGGCCCUACGGCGCACAUUAAGGGGCUCCCCUGGUCAGUUGAGGCUCUCUCUGCCAGGCAAGGUGCAGGCUGUUCUCGCUAUGGAUCUGGCUGUCAGUGUGCUACACAGCUGUGAGCAGGGGGCUUGCCACGCACACAGAUCUCUCUCUCCCUCCACCACUGAAAAACAGGGAUGGAAAACAGAUGAGCAGGAAGGAAUCCACCAGGCCUGCUGCCCUCUUGGGACCGCCAAGUUCAUCUCUCCACUAUGGUCCAGCUGUCCGACCCCUCACACCACCUUGGGCUCUGCAGUGGCCCAGGGUCCCUGUCAAUCUUGUGUGUCUGCCUGGGGCAUGUGAGUCACCUCCCAGUGCAGAGAUCUCUCCUGGAUCCUGGGGGACGCAGCAAAGUCCCGCUAGGCUGCUCCUGCACAGACACAUCUGCCUUUCUAACAGUGGCUGCUCUGUGAAUGGCCUCACCGGGGAAGCCUGGCUGUGUGGGCAAAGGCGCAUUGCUGGGAGGGUGAUGACUCUGGAGCAUGUUGGACAGUUGCACUGAGGAACUGAAGAUAAAAAUCCCUGUCUCUUAGCAUUCCCCUCCUGCCCCUCAGCUCCGGCAGCCCCUGCCUGGCCACCACACUCCCCGCCCCCUGCCCAGAUGUCCCCUCUUCUUUCCCAGGGCCCUGGAAAUUCCCUCUCACCUGUCCUGUCUCCCUGAUACCUGGUCCUGACCUGGAGAACUAGGGACAAGCAGUGGGGAGGUUUAGAGACAUUUCUGUGAGGCCAGGCAGGGUGUCUAGCUGCCAGGAGGUAGGAUGGUUUGGGAAUCCCAGAACCAACCUGCUCCUGGAAACCUUCCCUGGUUUCCCUUAAAGGCCCCUGUUCAUGGUAGCUCCUGGUCCCAUCAAAUGGGCAGGCUCCUGGUGUCCUGCCCCAGUGU